CCCCACCCUCCCGGGUGGCAGGUUCAGGCCCCGGGUCCGAGCCUACGCCCCUGCAGCUGCCACCGCCGCCGCCAGGGGGAGUCUCCGUCGGGAAACAGUGUUGCCACUUCGGUUCAAAGGUGCUUUCAAACUUUAGGUUUCUGUUCCUUUCCCCGGGUUUUGAAGCGCAUAGAGGAAGAUGGAGACCGAGUCUGGGGCGCAAACAUCAAAUCAGACGCAAACAGAUUCAUUAUCUUCAUCCCCUAAUCCUGUGUCACCUGUGCCUUUGAAUAACCCAACAAGUGCCCCAAGAUAUGGAACAGUGAUCCCUAAUCGCAUCUUUGUAGGAGGAAUUGACUUUAAGACAAAUGAAAAUGAUUUAAGAAAAUUUUUUUCCCAGUAUGGGUCUGUAAAAGAAGUGAAGAUUGUAAAUGACAGAGCUGGAGUGUCCAAAGGGUAUGGUUUCAUCACUUUUGAAACACAAGAAGAUGCACAGAAAAUUUUACAAGAGGCUGAAAAACUUAAUUAUAAAGAUAAGAAACUAAACAUCGGUCCAGCAAUAAGAAAACAACAAGUAGGGAUCCCUCGUUCCAGUGUAAUGCCAGCAGCUGGGACAAUGUAUCUAACAACUUCAACUGGAUAUCCUUACACUUACCAUAAUGGUGUUGCUUAUUUUCAUACUCCAGAGGUAACUUCCGUCCCACCACCUUGGCCUUCACGUUCUAUAUCUAGUUCCCCUGUGAUGGUAGCUCAGCCUGUUUAUCAGCAACCUGCAUAUCACUAUCAGGCCCCUGCACAGUGUCUACCAGGACAGUGGCAGUGGGGUGUUCCUCAGUCUCCUGCCUCUUCUGCUCCGUUCCUAUACCUACAACCAUCUGAGGUUAUUUAUCAACCAGUGGAAAUUGCACAAGAUGGUGGAUGUGUUCCUCCUCCGCUGUCUCUGAUGGAUGCUUCAGUUCCAGAGCCUUAUUCUGAUCAUGGAGUUCAAGCAACAUAUCACCAGGUUUAUGCUCCAAGUGCCAUUACUAUGCCUGCACCUGUGAUGCAGACUGAACCAAUUAAAACAGUGUGGAGCAUUCAUUAUUAAGACAAUUGGGCAGCUCUAGUCCAGCUCAACUGAUUUCUUGUCCAAUGAUCCUUGUGUGGCCAAGAUCCAACUUCAACGAACCGGGUAGAAGCUGCCCAUUGUGAAACUUAGGGUUAGUUAAUACCUCGCCAUACUUAUUUAUCCCACUAUAAACUGUCUAAAUUUGAUGAAAUUUGCUUUUUCACCUGUUUUACAAAAUUAUUUAGGUAGAUGUGGCUUGUUGGUUUUUUUAAUGUGUUACUCUAACUGUAGUGACAUUUUCUACAUGUUUUAUCUAUUCCAUAAAUAAUAACCACAAUGAGAAUAGUGAGGUGUCUUUCAUUUUCUCUGCUUUGUGUUAUUUCUUUUCUUCUCAACCUUUUAGAAGUUAUAUUUCAUAUUCUUUGCUAUAUAUUUUAAUAUUUAGGAUAAGAGUCAUUUCUAAUAAUAACAGAAUUUUUAAUACUUUCAUGCCUUUUAUAUUUAAUCUUAAUGAUUAAGUUCUACUUUGCUACUUUGUCAUUUAACAUGUUUUUGUCUAAUUGUUUGUUACUGCUACUCUUCAUUUAAUUUUGCUUCUGCCAUGGUUUUCAAAAUUUAAGUAGUAUUUAUACUUCUUUUUUAUAACAUUUUCCAAUUAGAAAUACCAGCAUGAUCAACAUGAUAGGUAUUUUUGCCUUUUCAUGUGAUUAUUAUGACUAAUAUUAAAAUUCUUCUCUAAUAUUUGAGAUAAUGGUGCAGCCUUCCUAUAACAUAAGCCAUUUGGUACCAAAUUUUGUAUAAUAUGGAUCACCUAAUACAAUUGUUCUGAUAAAAGGGCUCACCUCUGACAUGAUCCCAUAAUAUUGACUGACAUUCCACUGUAUUUUAGUAUCCUUUGAAUGCCUUAAUCUUUUGACUUUUUCUUUUUAUAUGUUACCAAUAUAUUCAAUUAUAUAUGUUAUUAAUUUUUAAAAGGACAAUUGCUUUCAUAAAAAGCCAAACUAUUUCUUUCACGACAGGAAAACUUUACAUUCUGAUUCUAAAACCAAGUCUUAUUAUAAAAUUGGAAAAUAGUGAGGAAAAGCCAUUAUUUAAAAGUUACAGAACAAAUCAUAAGUGUUAUCACUAAAAUUUCUGUAGUAGUAUAAAAAAUCCUUCUUAUAUUCAUUUGCAGUCCUUUCACUGACUUCCUAAUUUUAGAAGAGAAGGAGAAAACCAUAAAUCCUGGUAUUACCCUGAUAAAUCUGUCUCUCAAUCUCCUAUUCCAUCCUCAAAUGUCUUUCAUGCUCAGCUGCAGCAGAAAUAAAAGGACAUAGACCCCAAAGUUUUUCCUGGUGAGUCAAAUAGGGUGUGUCUUUUAAAACCACAAUGAAUAUGUUUGCCAGUCAAAUUGCCAGUUUCAUGAGACCAGUAGGCCAUAUGAAUACAUACUAGCAUACAAGGAUCCCAUGUACAUUAAGUAUUCUAGGUUUUUAAAAGUGUAAAUAGACUAGUAAAUUCUACAAUGAAAUUUCAAAAGUUUUUGUUUUAUAAGUAAAAAUUAUUAACCACUGAUGUCAGAGAUCUUCUUUUAAUAGCUCUAUCCUGAGAACAAAAAAAGUUAAUGUUUUGAUUUUCAAAAUGUUAAACAUGAUGCUAAACAAAUCCUGAACCUUUAAUAAGAAUUGAUGAUGUAUUAUUAGAUAAGGAA
Pteropus alecto (black flying fox) is the source of this 2717-nucleotide messenger RNA. It is a transcript of the gene BOLL, whose product is annotated as boule homolog, RNA binding protein. NCBI's taxonomy places the organism in Eukaryota, Metazoa, Chordata, Mammalia, Chiroptera, Pteropodidae. Gene Ontology annotation, molecular function: protein binding; RNA binding. The transcript is spliced from 11 exons. The record is from RefSeq and is a predicted model, not a curated record. Bases 179 to 1066 code for a protein of 295 amino acids.